CCCUCCACACAGGGCAGUGCCCCCCGAUGUUAUUCCGCGGGGAUUCUGGGAUUAUCUGUCCACUGUUUGUCUGAAAAGGGAGGAAUUUUAAGCAGCUGACCUUGGAGAGGUGGCGUCCGGUCCUGGAGAAGCAGGUGGCAUCUGACAGAUAAUGGAUGACCUUCAGAAGUUCCAGUUUGCCAUAGACCGUGGUGGUACCUUCACUGAUGUUUUUGCAAGAUGUCCUGGAGCAAAGGUUCGUGUCAUGAAAUUAUUGUCUGAAGACCCGUCAAAUUACAAUGACGCUCCUACUGAGGGCAUCCGGAGGAUCCUAGAAGAGGAGACUGGUUGUACGUAUCCCCGGGACUGUCCUCUGGACACAAAGCAGAUAGAGUGGAUACGGAUGGGGACCACAGUGGCAACCAACGCUCUUCUGGAAAGAAAAGGAGAGCGGAUCGCUCUACUAAUUACUAAAGGAUUCAAGGAUUUGCUUCAUAUUGGAAACCAGGCGCGGCCCAAAAUCUUUGACCUGGAAAUUCGGAUGCCUGAGGUUCUGUAUGAAGAGGUCAUAGAGGUGGAAGAAAGAGUCGUCCUACAUCAGGAGGGCUGUCAGCUGCCUAAAGACCCUUCUCUGAAGACCUUCAUAGGUUCAACUGGUGAUACUCUAGAAGUCUGGGAGCCAGUUAACUUGGAGAACCUGAGGAAUAUACUGCAGGAUGUCUUGUCCCGGGGGAUCCGCAGCCUGGCAGUGGUCCUUAUGCACUCUUAUACGUGGUCAUCCCAUGAACAUCAGAUUGGAGAUCUGGCACGUUCAAUGGGUUUUACCCAUGUAUCUCUUUCUUCAGAGGUAAUUCCUAUGAUUCGAAUGGUGCCAAGGGGGUACACGGCUUGUGCUGAUGCAUAUCUCACCCCAUGUAUACAGAGGUAUCUGGAUGGGUUUCGCAGUGGCUUUCAAAACCAGCUCAAGGACCUUCAGGUUCUCUUCAUGCGCUCAGAUGGAGGAUUGACCCCGAUGCACAGCUUUAGUGGGUCUCGCGCAAUCCUUUCUGGACCAGCAGGGGGAGUGGUAGGUUACGCCAUAACCACCUAUCAACCUGAAAAUCCUCAGCCUGUUAUUGGCUUCGAUAUGGGAGGGACCUCCACAGAUGUCAGCCGCUACGCAGGAGAGUAUGAACAUGUCUUUGAGGCCACCACAGCUGGGAUCAGUAUUCAGGCCCCCCAGCUGGAUGUGAACACCGUGGCCGCUGGAGGGGGCUCCAUGCUUUUCUUUAGGUCGGGAUUGUUUGUGGUUGGACCAGAGUCUGCGGGCGCCCACCCCGGACCCGCUUGUUACAGGAAAGGGGGGCCGCUGACUGUGACGGACGCCAAUCUCUGUCUCGGCCGUCUCCUCCCUGAUUACUUUCCUCGGAUCUUUGGUCCGUCUGAGGAUCAGCCUCUCUCCAAGGAAGACACAAUAUGCAUGUUUAAGGAACUCACUAUGGAGAUUAAUCUGUUCCAGCAUGGCCGACCGGGGGGAGGAGCUUCACUCAGCAUUGAGGAAGUGGCCAUGGGAUUCAUCCGAGUGGCCAACGAAGCCAUGUGUCGUCCGAUCAGAUCCCUCACUCAGGCUAAAGGUCAUGACACGUCUCGUCACGUGUUGGCAUGUUUUGGCGGCGCAGGAGGGCAGCAUGCUUGUGCUAUCGCUCGUUCUCUUGGCAUGAAGACUGUCUUCAUCCACAAAUAUGGCGGGGUCCUCUCGGCGUACGGCAUGGCACUGGCGGAUGUGGUACACGAAGCUCAGGAGCCAUGUUCUAUGCUGUAUGGUAAAGAUUCCUUCCCACUCCUAGAGAAGAGAAUUGCAUCUCUGGAGACUCAGUGCAUUGAAGCCCUUCAGCAACAAGGAUUUCAGCGGUCUCAGAUCGACACUGAGCCCUUCCUACAUCUCCGCUACGAGCGAACGGACUGUGCGUUAAUGUGCUCAGCGAGGGGAUACCCUGUGAACCCCAACUCCUGCCGUGUGGGGGAUUUCAAGGAGGCCUUCACAGCCAGGUACAUGAAGGAGUUUGGAUUCACUAUCCCAUCCCGGAAUAUUGUUGUGGAUGACAUUCGUGUACGAGGAACAGGCAGCACUGGCAUCCGCUGCGAGUCUCGGAUCAAGCCAAGUGGACAGCCGGCUCGUGUGGAGUUGGUCACUAAAUGCUACUUUGAAGAAGGCUACAUGGACACCAGCGUGUAUCUUCUGGAGGACUUGUCCUGUGACCACACAAUCGUUGGACCAGCCAUUAUCAUCGAUAAGAAUAGCACUGUGUUGGUGGAACCAGACUGCACCGCGUCUAUUACGGAGUAUGGCGAUAUCCAGAUCUCUGUAGGGAGCGGAAAACAGCAAACCGUUGGACCAGAGCUCGACACCAUUCAGUUGUCCAUCUUUUCCCACCGAUUCAUGAGCAUAGCCGAACAAAUGGGUCGUAUCCUUCAAAGAACAGCCAUCUCCACCAACAUCAAGGAACGUCUGGACUUCUCCUGUGCGCUCUUUGGUCCUGAUGGGGGUCUGGUGUCCAAUGCUCCCCAUAUUCCAGUGCAUUUAGGAGCCAUGCAGGAAACAGUCCAAUUUCAGAUUAAAAACCUGCAAGAUGAUCUGAAAGAAGGAGAUGUGAUUCUGAGCAAUCACCCGUGUGCCGGGGGCAGUCACCUGCCGGACCUGACGGUGAUCACACCAGUCUUCCGGGUGGAAGCUCCUCGUCCAGUUUUCUUCGUAGCAUCCCGUGGGCACCAUGCUGACAUUGGAGGCAUUACCCCUGGCUCCAUGCCACCACAUUCCAAGUCAUUAAAUGAAGAAGGAGCAGUUUUUACUUCUUUCAAACUUGUGAAGGAAGGAACAUUCCAAGAAGAAGCUGUCACUGAGGCGCUGAUGGCUCCAGGACUGAUACCUGGCAGCAGUGGGACCCGUAACCUCCAUGAUAAUUUAUCGGAUUUGCGAGCACAGGUAGCAGCCAACCAGAAGGGCAUCCAGUUAGUAAAUGAGUUAAUUGACAUCUAUCGAUUGGAAGUCGUACAGGCCUACAUGGGACAUAUCCAGGCUAAUGCAGAGGUGGCAGUCAGAGAGAUGUUGCGGGAGUUUGCUGAUCGGUGGGAGCGGCAGAGCGGAGCACUGGAGGUGGACUCGGUAGAUUAUAUGGAUGAUGGUUCUCCUAUCAAGCUGAAGGUGACAAUCAACAAAGAAGAGGGGAGCGCUGUGUUCGAUUUUACCGACUCCGGAUAUGAAGUCUUCGGGAACUGUAAUGCCCCUCGUGCCAUCACCCUCUCUGCCCUCAUUUACUGCCUGCGCUGCAUGGUGGGCCAAGAUAUUCCACUUAACCAGGGUUGCCUUGUGCCCAUCCGAGUCAUCAUCCCAAAAGGGUCUAUCCUGGAUCCCUCUCCGGACGCGGCAGUUGUGGGAGGAAAUGUGCUGACGUCACAGAGGAUUGUUGAUGUCAUCUUUAAGGCCUUUCAAGUGUGUGCAGCGUCACAGGGUUGUAUGAACAACAUCACAUUUGGAAACCAGAACAUCGGAUACUAUGAGACGGUGGCCGGCGGUGCUGGGGCCGGCCCACACUGGGUCGGGAGAAGCGGUAUUCAUAGUCACAUGACCAACACGCGGAUUACAGACCCGGAGAUUCUGGAGAAACGGUACCCAGUAAUCCUGAAACGUUUCCAGCUACGUCCAGGCUCCGGUGGUCGGGGGACCUUCUGUGGGGGGGAUGGAGUCAUUCGGGAGCUGCAGUUCCGAGAGCACGUCAUCUUGUCCGUUCUCACUGAACGAAGGGUUUUCCAACCAUACGGCGUCCAAGGUGGAUCUCCUGGUGCGCCUGGACUCAACCUCUUGCAUCGGAGCGAAGGAAAAACCAUUAACUUGGGAGGGAAAACAUCUAUUUCGUUACAACCUGGGGACGUGUUCACACUUCAUACUCCCGGUGGAGGAGGAUAUGGUGAUCACAACGUGGGGGAUAAGACGUUGAUGCCCACGAAGAGUCAAAGUCGCAGUUUUGCGGAGCGGGGAAGCGUCUACGAUUACCGAAUGGCUCAGGAGACUGUGUGACAACCUCCUGACGAGAUCCAUGAAUGACCAAUGUAUAGACGCUGAGGAGACCGGGGCUGGGUGACGUCUGUUCCCUACAUGUGCUAUGAUCUGAUCGUGAGAAAUAUAUGGUAGAGUUCUAUUAUUAAAAUAAAAAUCUCAGAUUUUGAUUUCA
Molecule: messenger RNA, 4187 nt
Organism: Bufo bufo (common toad)
Lineage: Eukaryota; Metazoa; Chordata; Amphibia; Anura; Bufonidae
Gene: OPLAH
Product: 5-oxoprolinase, ATP-hydrolysing
Exons: 27
Coding region: 152-4033 (1293 amino acids)
Biological process (GO): glutathione metabolic process
Cellular component (GO): cytosol
Molecular function (GO): 5-oxoprolinase (ATP-hydrolyzing) activity
Source: RefSeq, a predicted model, not a curated record